Messenger RNA from Lingula anatina, 4295 nucleotides. RefSeq lists its product as uncharacterized. NCBI's taxonomy places the organism in Eukaryota, Metazoa, Brachiopoda, Lingulata, Lingulida, Lingulidae. Gene Ontology annotation, molecular function: RNA polymerase II cis-regulatory region sequence-specific DNA binding; DNA-binding transcription factor activity, RNA polymerase II-specific. The record is from RefSeq and is a predicted model, not a curated record. Gene Ontology annotation, biological process: regulation of DNA-templated transcription.
CUCAGCGCAGUUGUGGAGUAUCUUGCAGUUGUCACCUGUUGGCAGACAAGAUUGCCACCUAGCGGAGAAAAGAGAAGAAAAAAGAAUGUUGAAGAGUUUGCUGACCAGUGAAUCCCAAGACCCUGACAUGCAUGUAGGAGUAACUGUAGUCAAAACAGGACAUGAAGUCAGUUACAGCACAACAAAAAAUACAAAGUGGGGAGUGAGACGAUUCAGAGAGUGGGCCUCAGUGUAUAAUGAUGAGAUCACAUGCCCAGAUCUGGCCACGAUAGAACCAGCACAAUUAAAUAUCCUGCUGAAAACUUUUUGGGAAAAUGUCACAGGAAAAGAUGACCAAGAUUUGAACCCAUCAACUUUGAUCAGCAUAAGGGCUGCUUUGUCUCGUCACCUCCAUGAUCUGAAGAGGAAUAUUGACAUAAUCAGAGAUGUCGAUUUUGUGUCAUCCAAUGCUGCAUUCACCGCUAGAUGUAAACAGUAUUACAUCAGAGUUGGACAUGAAAAGUUGAAACAGAAGAGGCCUAUUGGGAGGACUGAUUUGGCCACACUGGCAGCCUAUUUCAGGGAUUUGUCAACUCCAAAACGUCUGCAGCAAUAUGUGUGGUUUAACAUAUGUUACUUUUUUGGCAGCAAAGCUCGAGAGGAAUUCAGAGCCAUGACAAAAAAUACAUUUAUUGUGUGCCGAGAUGACCAAGGUUUGAAAUAUGUAGCUUGCUGUAAGAUGGAGGAGAAACAACCCCAUAAAGGGGAAUCCUCUUCACAGGACCAGGCCUACCCUUUAUUGAGGAUGUACUCCACUGGUGGAGCUAUGGACCCUGUGGAAGCUUUUGAGACCUAUGUCUCCAGACUGAGUGCUGGUUGUGAUAGCCUGUGGCAGGUGCCAAAGAUCAGGCAGCAUGAGCUAGUUGCUGCGCGACCAUGGUACAAAAUGGAAAGCAUUGGGAAGAACGUUCUUUCUGCAAUGAUGACAAGGUUAUCUGAAGAUGCUGGUCUUGAUGAAAUAUAUACCACUCAAUGUGUACAUGCCACAGCCAUAGCAACCCUCUACAAAAAUGGAAUUGAGACUGAUACCAUUCGCUCGAUGUCUCAGCUCAAAAAUGAGAGCAGUGCUGAGCGAAUUGUUGAAAGUUCUGCUGAAGAUCUGGGUAGAGAGUGUAGCAGAAUUCUGUCUGCAUCUCUAGCAGGGACAGAAAAAGGUAUACGAGAUCCACAUACGUCCUCAGGCUCCCUCUCUCAGGCAUCAGCAGACCAUCUCCCUGACCAACUGAACAAUGCUGCUCUGGCUCUUGGACAUGUUUCCAAUUAUCAGUCAUUUCUUCAGGAGAAUGAUCAUUCCAUGUCUGAGGAUGAUUUUCCGGAGGAGGCCUUUGAUAAUGACUCUUUUAUUGAAGAAGAUCCCCAAAAUGAUGGUGUAUCUUCUUCGUUUAUUGAAUGGCUGCAUGUGCAAGGCUUUACAGAGUCUACAGUCCAUACCCUAUUAGACAGCGGUUUUAAGACAAAAGAAUCUCUAAAUCUUUUGGAUGAAGAAUCUUUCAAAGAGCUUGGCAUCUCCCUCCAACAAAGGCUUUUGCUGAAAAGUACAAUCCAAAAGACUGUAUCACAAUAUAAGUCAUACAACAAGUUGCCCUCAAGCGGUAAUGAUGUUGUCAGUACGAGGACUACUGAGGAAAUGGAGGUGGUGUCAUCAACACUACAGGGAACCAAUGGUGUUGUCACCACAGGGGAAAUUGUCUCUUUGAACACAGACCCUGGGCCGUACAAACAGCAUGCUCUGCAAGUAUUUCAGACACUUCUGAAAAUGAUACCUGACAGCAGAGAGGGAUGUACUUCAAAGUCUCAAGAGAGCACUGUUGAUUUGAUGCACAGCAUGAGGAGGUGGAAGGCUCUAAAAGAUCAGUUAGCUCUGCACGGUCCAGAUUCUGAUGCUGCUCUGGCAGAGAAGCUGCUUGACUGUUGGAGAGAGAACCAUGCUGAUGUUGGCAAAGAAGGCCAGGCUCCUGUAGAGUUGCCCCAUUCACAGCACUUUACAUCUGGCACAGGCUUAAAGUCCCAGGAAAACGGCACAAAAUGUAUCUCUCCGGAGAAUCCCGAUUUUGAACCACAAAGCAGUAGCAAUGUAGAUGAACAAGCAAGGGUCACAUCACUGAAUAAGGGAACUGACAAACAAAAGGAUGACUUGGGAAGAUGUGUGAGCAAAGCGGAAGUGGGCAAUUCAAUGGAUCAAGAGCCAUCAACUCUUGUCAAAGGACAGGGGGAUUUAUGCAAUAUAAUUAUCAAGCCAGACCCGGAUGGAGACCAGAUUGUAAUAAACCACCAGCUUAUUAGAAUGCCAUUUCCAAACCUGCAAACCUGUGAUAGCAUGGUGUCUGCUACAAAUAGUAAUAGUGUAAAGACAGAUGGCACUAGUUGUUUGAAAGAGGAUACCAAUGCUCAGGGUGAUGGAAAAGAUAAGAAGUUCCGAGUGGAUGUUGUUCAAGGUGCUUCUGAUCCACAACCUGUGUUUUUAAUCAAGAACGUUCACUCUCUUGCGACUUCCACACCAGGUUCUAUUGCAGAGAAGAGCACAGAAAAAUCCAAAGUCACCAUCAAAAAUUCUUGCAAAUGCCGGUAUUGUGUCCAGGUAUUCAGUGGAGAGGAGGAUUGUCAAAUCCAUGAGAGAACUCUCUGUGACAAAAAUCCUGAAAGGAUGAAAAGUGACAGAAAAGCAGGACAGAAUAUCACUCGGAGUAAUGAAAAGUUAUUAAGUUGUCGAUACUGCUUUAAGCAGUUUAGAGAUCAAGCAAUCCUGAAAUCACACGAAAAAAUUCACACAACCAGUUGCAAGACCUACAGGUGCCAGUACUGCCCUAAAACAUUUACUACAAAGACCAGUUGUAUUCUUCAUGAGUUGAUACAUCCAGAAGCACCCAGAAAAUAUUAUGCUUGCCGUUUUUGUCAGAAAAAGUUUGUUAAUAGACUUAGUUGUAGAAAACACGAAAGACACCAUUCCCCAGCCACUGUCCAUCUGUGUCAAUACUGCAACAAAUCUUUUCAUAAGAAAGAGGCUUACCUUCGCCAUGAGAGAACUCAUACGGAGGAGCAUCCAUACAAGUGCACAUUUUGUGAUGAGAGAUUUGCCAAGAAGUUUCUUUGUACAAGACACGAGAGCAUUCAUAAGAGUUUUCAGUGCAAAUUUUGCUCAAGGACUUUUCCAACUGUUUACACAUAUUCUGCGCACAUGAAAAAACACAAGGUCUCCAAGCAACACCACCAGUCGGAAAAUCCUGUAUCCAUACAGAGCGAGCAGAGCCCCAGCAUGGACCAGGAGUCGAUGAUUUUUACACACAAUCACUUAGAUGAACAUUUCAAAUGCCAGUUCUGUGGUUUUAUUUUCUACAGCAAGGAAAAACACGAAUUACACGAGCUAGUAGUCCACAGAGGCAAAGAGCCAUUUAAAUGUCAGUUUUGUGACAAGAUGUUUGCACAGAGGGAAAGCUAUUUAGAGCAUGAAAUAAUACACACAGGUGUUCAACCUUACAAAUGUCGUUUCUGUGCAAGGGCAUUUGGCGAUGAACAAGACUGUAUCUUACAUGAGCGAAUACACCGUGUUGACAAGCCGUUUAAAUGCAAGUACUGUGGAAAAUCCUUUGUAGUGGAGGAACUGUGCACUAGACACGAGGCAACACACCUGGCCAGCAAACAUUACAAAUGUCGGUACUGUAAUCUAUUAUUCACAGGAAAACAGUUCUGUCUCUCCCAUGAGAGGUCUCACACAGGAUUAAACCGUGUUGUUCACACCUGUCUGUACUGUGACAAAACUUUCUCUGAUAAAAAAGCUUGCAGAGCUCAUCAGAGAACGCACGAAACGUGGUGAUGAAAGAAUCUUUUGUGAAACGAUCUCAAAAGGUAUUAAGAAUUUUCUGAAAUGUGGCAGUGAAUUACUCUGCUCACAUUGUUAUUUACUCCUAAUUUUUCUUUUCUUUUCUUUUAUGUUAACUCUUUUCUCUGUGAGAAAAUUUAGACAUACAAAAGUUAUGUGGACAUGUGCUGUAUUGUCAACAUUAUAAAUUCCAGUUCACUUACGUAAUUUCAAAGAGACAAAAGUGUCAUUGGAGCUUUAGUCUCAAAGUAUCUUUAUUUUAGUUGUAUUAACUUAAAUAUGCUGAAGUUGUAAUUUAAAACUUUUUUCUUUAGUUUCUUUUCAAGCUUAUAAGAUUCCAUACUAAGUAAACUCUGAGUUCUUCUUCAGACGCUACACAAUUUAGGCUGCGUUCACAUGAAAAAUCUAUUUUCUAAAAAUCUGUUUGUGGUAUCUUGUG